AUGGGUACCGUAAAUAUUGAACUAAUACAUUUUGAAAAGAGUGUUUCUCUCAAUUAAAGUACUUUUUUCAAGACUUUCUCAGAAAUGUAAUAGAAAGCAGCAAUUACUCAUUAAGUGGCAAGGAUUCCUUCCCCCAAGGAACGGUUAUAGGCUUCACUUUCUCAUAACAAAAAACAAAGAGAAACCAUCAUAAACCAAAGUCGGGAAAGACUUGAAAUAGCCAUGUCUGAAGCCCUUACUUUGACUCAAAAAAGUCGAAACAGGAAUUAUUAGAAGUUAAAAAGAAGAGAUCAAAAUAAUAAGAAAGCAGUGGAAUUAAAACCAUAAUAGAAAGUUUUCCAGUUGCCUUAAUUAGACACACCAUUGGAGAAUAGUGUUGACGGUCCUGCACAAUUGAGCUUCUAUUUCGAAUCUCAACGUCUCAUACGUGACAUCAAGACUUUUAAGCCCUCGUUUACAGAAUAGGCUGCAUUUACAUUGUUCAAUGAUUAACUAUAUUUGUACGGAGGGAUAGGAGGAGAUGGGGUCAGAAACCAAAUGCUCAAAUAUGACAUAAAAUUCCAAAUUUGGUAAGUUGUACAUGGAAAUGGAGAAAAUUUGAAAUAAGGAAGAGCAGGUUUAUCUGUUGUGUAAUACAAGAAUAAAUUUAUAUAUUUUGGAGGCUGUGGAUAAUUCAAUCCCAAAUUGAAGAUCAGAGAAUGCUCAAAUUAGGUUUUUGAGUUUACAGUAAGUAAUUAAUCUUGGGAGAAAUUACAUCCUCAAGGGGAUUAUGUGGAACCAAGAAGAUAACACAGAGCCUGUUUGAUAGGAUCCAAAUGGAUGUUGAUCCAUGGUGGCAUUAAUUCAAAUGAGGAAGUAUUAUCUGACACUAGUAUAUUCAAUAUCGAAAAACAAUAUUGGAAGAACUACAAAGCCAAAUCACCUCCAAUAUGUUGUCAUGGCAUAGUUAACAUAUCGUCUUAAGGAAAAUUUUAGGAGAUGAUUCCAAAUGAUUUAAUGCCUUAAGAACUAAUAUUCUCUUUUGGAGGUAAGGAUGCCGAAGGUAAUUCUGUCAACGCAAUAAGAAAGUUGACUUACUGCUCAUUCACCAACAUUCCACUUUCUUGGGAUUUGGUCGAAUGCACAGGAAAAGCUCCUCCUCCCAUGCACAAUCAUACUGUAGAGUACCUAAGGAAGGUCUAGGGUAUAGCAGUCAUUGGAGGGCUUAGAGAUUUUAUUUAAAAUGGAACCUUGGAAUCUGAUCAAUAUUAUAUCUUCUACCCUCAUCUAAGUCUUUGGCAAGAAGUAAUUGCAGAGGGGUAAAGGAUUCCCCGAUGUGCACAUUCCUCUGUGAUGCUUAGUUCCAAGAUUGCAGUAUUUGGGGGAAUUGGCAAUGAACGUUACUUGGAACCAGAUGUGGGGUUCAUUGAAACUGAUUAAAUUCAAGUAUUUACUCGAGUUGCUAAAGAGAAAGUGCUUAACAAUACUAAUUAGAAUUUUGAAGAGCCUUCUAGACAGGAGAAUUCAUUUAGAAAGAAAAAGUCUCUUUUUUAAGAUGAAUCAGAAAUCUCUGAUGGGUAUAAACCGUUUAGGAUUACACUUCGAAAAACAACUCAAGCUAGGAGAUCUUACUUGCCCAAUCCACAUCGUAAACAAGUAUUUAUUAGAUAUGACAUCUUGAUGGGAUUCGUUAAGCAGAUCAUAAAUGAAAAUCUCCAUAUACUCUAGAAUUUUGAUAAAUAUUUAGAAAGAAAAAUUUUAUGA
This is a messenger RNA of Paramecium tetraurelia, 1743 nucleotides long. RefSeq lists its product as uncharacterized. Lineage: Eukaryota; Ciliophora; Oligohymenophorea; Peniculida; Parameciidae. The transcript is spliced from 4 exons. Gene Ontology annotation, molecular function: protein binding. The record is from RefSeq and is a predicted model, not a curated record.